Messenger RNA from Cantharellus anzutake, 1515 nucleotides. RefSeq names its product histone deacetylase. Lineage: Eukaryota; Fungi; Basidiomycota; Agaricomycetes; Cantharellales; Hydnaceae. The record is from RefSeq and is a predicted model, not a curated record. The transcript has 13 exons. The coding region runs from base 1 to 1515 and encodes 504 amino acids. Gene Ontology annotation, molecular function: histone deacetylase activity.
AUGCGUGAUGUGUUACAGUGCUAUUUCUUUGACUCUGAUGUAGGGGGCUUCCAUUAUGGCCCUGGACACCCCAUGAAACCUACCCGGAUACGUAUGUGUCACUCGCUGGUCAUGAAUUACGGAUUGUAUAAGAAGAUGGAAAUCUUCAGAGCAAAACCGGCGACCAAGCGCGAAAUGUCACAGUUUCAUUCAGACGAAUAUGUGGAUUUCUUAAACAAGAUCAAUCCGAGUAAUAUGAACUCCUACGUAAGGGAGCAACUCAAAUAUAACGUCGGUGACGAUUGUCCUGUAUUUGAUGGCUUAUUUGAUUACUGCUCCAUCUCUGCUGGGGGAUCAAUGGAGGGCGCUGCACGUUUAAGCAGAAAUAAGUGCGACAUCGCCGUGAACUGGGCGGGGGGGUUGCAUCAUGCAAAGAAGAGUGAAGCAAGUGGUUUCUGCUACGUGAACGACAUAGUGUUGGGAAUCCUUGAGCUCUUGAGAUAUCACCAACGCGUCCUCUAUGUUGACAUUGAUGUACAUCAUGGAGAUGGUGUUGAAGAGGCUUUCUAUACCACCGAUCGUGUUAUGACCGUCAGUUUCCACAAAUAUGGCGAAUUUUUCCCUGGAACAGGAGAUAUACGAGACAUAGGUAUAGGGAAAGGGAAGGGUUAUUCAUUGAACUUCCCGCUGCGCGAUGGAGUCACUGAUGACAACUAUAAGUCGGUUUUCGUGCCAGUCAUCAGGGAAGUGAUGAGUUCGUAUGCGCCUGGGGCGAUUGUAUUGCAAUGUGGUACAGACUCACUUUCCGGCGACAAACUGGGUUGUCUGAACCUUUCCAUGAGGGGGCACGCCAAUUGUGUUCGAUUCGUGAAAUCCUUCAAUCUUCCACUUCUUCUCCUCGGGGGUGGCGGUUACACCAUGAGAAACGUUAGUCGAGCAUGGGCAUACGAAACGGGACUCGCUGCGGGAGUCGAGUUAGGGCGAAAAAUACCUAUGAACGAGUACUAUGAAUACUUUGGUCCUGAUUUUGAGCUGGAUGUGAGAGCUAGUAACAUGGACGAUCUAAACACGCCAGAAUAUCUCGAAAGAGUGAAGCGAAUUGUACUCGAAAAUCUUAGGCAAAAAGGUGGCCCACCCGGAAUUCAGAUGUCAGAGAUCCCACGCCUUGCUCACGACGAAGAUGAUGGGAAUAUGGACGAGGAUCUCAUUGAUCCGAAUGAAAGGAGACCUCAAUCUGAGAGGGACAGGCGAAUACAACCCGAGGGGGAGCUUUCGGACUCGGAGGAUGAAGGCGAAGGUGGUAGACGAAAUCAUCAAGACCGCAAGCGGAACCAUUCGGUACCGCGUUCACCGAGUGCCACUGCACUGAAACUUCCAAACGAAGACAUGAUGGAGAUGGAUGGUGGUGUUAAUGCAGCGACUGCGGAACCUGCUCCCGUCCAAACAACUCUUGAUGAAGAAAACGUUAAUAUCAAUACGGAUGGGCCUCCUAGUGCCCUGCGAGACGAGCCGCUCUCGCCUCAUCCGAUAUCGUAA